AUGGUUCAAACGUUGGACUUUAGCGGUAGCCCAGUUUCUGUUCCAGGCUUCGGCGCUAUGGGACUGAACUCAGCGAUGGGGACUGACCUCGCGCUUGAGCAGGCCGAGCCGGUCCUUCUGAAAGCGAUUCAGCUGGGAUGCACAUUUUGGGAUACCGCUGUUGCGUAUAAGAAUGGAGACAACGAAAAGCUGCUUGGAGAUUUCAUCCGUAAACACCAAGUUCGCGACUCACUCUUUGUGGCAUCCAAGUGCGGCUUCGAUGUUUUUGGAGCUGAGCGAAAGAUAACAAACUCAGCCGCCCAUAUUCGUGAAUACAUCGAUGGGACGAUCGAUAGACUCGGUUUCACCCCUGAUCUCUAUUAUCUCCAUAGGAUCGAUCCUAGAACUCCACUUGAGGAAUCCAUUGGUGCGCUCGACGAGCUCCGCCGCGCUGGGAAGACUAAAUACAUUGGAUUAUCAGAGUGCUCUGCCGCGACCUUGCGCAAAGCGCAUUCCAUUGCUAGAAUUGAUGCUGUUCAAGCCGAGUACUCGGCCUUCGAGACAAUACAUGAAACGGACGGUCUUAUUGAGACGGCCAGAGAGCUUGGAAUUGCAUUCGUAGCUUUCAGUCCGUUAGGGCAUGGCUGGCUCGUCGAUGAUUUCAAGUACGAGUCCCCGGAUGACUUUGCAGUUGAUGAUUUCCGACGCACCGUACCCAAGUUUCAAGGCGAAAACUUCUACAAGAACAAGGCCAUUGUCACCGAGAUCAAAAAGCUAGCGACGCGCAAGGGGUGCACGGUGGCCCAGAUUGCGUUGGCAUGGGUUGCUACGCAAGGCUUCAUCAGCAUUCCAGGCACAACACGUGCUACGCGGUUGGAAGAAAAUUGGGGGUCUCGAAGGGUCGAACUUACCGAGGACGAGCUGGCUGAGAUGCGAAAGAUAGUGGAUGAUGCGAAACCGGUUGGCGAGAGAUUCUCUCCACUGUUUCAGUCAAUGGUUGGUCAUUGA
Messenger RNA from Cordyceps fumosorosea ARSEF 2679, 987 nucleotides. Its product is annotated as aldo/keto reductase. NCBI's taxonomy places the organism in Eukaryota, Fungi, Ascomycota, Sordariomycetes, Hypocreales, Cordycipitaceae. The transcript has 6 exons. The coding region runs from base 1 to 987 and encodes 328 amino acids. Gene Ontology annotation, cellular component: cytoplasm. The record is from RefSeq and is a predicted model, not a curated record.